AUGGAGGGCAAUCACUCCGAGCACGAAAAUUCUUGUUUCUAUCAUGGUGAUCCAUCCUUCCAUAAAGCUCAUGAACAGUUUACAAUCAACCUUAUUACAGCCAUCAUUAACAUUGUGACAGUUCCAGUCGGUGUUAUUGCAAAUAUACUGAUUGUCACCGCCAUCUUUGGCUGUCCUCGUCUACGAACUCCCUCUAAUCCGCUGAUAGCUUCUCUGGCGCUUUCUGAUUUGUUCGUAUCCCUAACAGUCCAGCCCGGAUAUAUCACAUACAGGCUUUUGGAAAACCAGCUUCGUCUAGUUCCUUGUUUUGUGAGGAUUAUGUAUCAUCUGGCUUUUUUCAGUUGCUUUGGAGUGUCUUUUAUGACUUUGGGUGCUGUCAGCUAUGAGCGCUUCGUGGCUGUUCGACUGCAAGUCAGAUACAAUGAUUUCUUCUCUUCGACACGAGUUGUGAAAUAUGUUCUGAUCAUAUGGACCCUAAAUAUUUUGUUAACUGCUUUAAAAUGGACUUCUAUUGAAUCCGCAGUCGAAAACAUCCAUCUCAUGGUAUGGUCAGUUUGCUUUCUCGUUUCUGUAGCUACGCAGAUUGGCGUUCUGUACGUCGUGCGAAUACAGCGUGAACAAGUCCAGCCGCAACUCCAAGGCGCUGAAAAUCGCCAGAGACAACGAGAGGCCAAGCUCGCGAAAAACAUAUCUAUCCUCGUCGGAGUGUACUUGAUUUUGAACUUUCCUGUGUUGUUCACUUUAAUAUGUGAUCAAUUAUUGAGACUAAACUUACAAACUAACAACCACUACAGCUGGACGGAGACGCUUGCCUUUUUAAAUUCUUGUACCAAUUCAUUAAUAUGCUAUUGGAAAAAUGUAGAGGUGCGUCAAAAAGUUAAAAAUAUCUUGAAGAAGCUGGUUUGUCAAUAA
Molecule: messenger RNA, 912 nt
Organism: Pocillopora meandrina
Lineage: Eukaryota; Metazoa; Cnidaria; Anthozoa; Scleractinia; Pocilloporidae
Source: the annotation of a GenBank genome assembly